Messenger RNA from Meloidogyne enterolobii, 806 nucleotides. Lineage: Eukaryota; Metazoa; Nematoda; Chromadorea; Rhabditida; Meloidogynidae. The record is from the annotation of a GenBank genome assembly.
UUUUGGGUAACCGGACCGUCCUUGAUACAAAUACGACCUUCCUGAUUUCCGUGAAUUUUGGUAUGUUGAAGGCUCUGACCUCGGGAUUAUAUUUAUUAAUAUUAUUUAGAUAUAUGGGCUGCUGAAUGCUCUGCUGAUUUGGUUUCAUAAAUAAACUAAGAAUUAAUUUUAUUUUUUUCUAGAUUUUGGGAAUAAAUCGUUGUAUCGAAAUGGCAUUUCCAAAAAUUUCAAAAAUAUUUUUCCACAAUAAUCGUGUCUAUAUUUGGAUUAUUUUAAGUAAUUUAUAUGGACUUUAUUGGCUUUUAUUCCGACAUCCUUAUAUUUUUAACGGAAUAACUUAUGAAACUUCCUUUGAACCAUUACUUGGAUAUAGAGAUUUCAGAAUGGAAUUACUCAAUGAAGAUUUGAGAGAAUUUACUAUACACUGUACAAUAUUGGCUGUUGGUUCUCCUCUAAUUUAUUUGAUUUUUUCACUUUGUGUUUUCUUCAAAACCCGUGAAUUAAUUGAUAGUGUUUCGAAAGAGGAGAAAAUGGUCUUUCUUCAAGUAUUUAUCAUUUCAAUGUUCAAUACAUCAACAGGUAUUGUUUAUUCUUACAAUAUGAAUCAUCCCGAUCUUGGAAUUUUGCAAAUAAUGAUUGCCCAUUUUUCUUGGUUACAUAUUCAUGGUUUCCCACCAGUAAUUUACUUAACAUUAAACAAAACUGUUCGGACUGACACAAAAAUUCUACUUGGAAAAUUUUUUAGUUUAUUAAAGAAAAAUCAAAAUCAAGUUUCAAAUAUUGUUGGACCUGCCCAAAAUGGCUGA